GGGGAAUUUCUGUGGGGCAGCGCCGUGGGGCGAGCAGGAGGAGCGGCGUGGCGAUGCCACGGGCACGGCGCGGGACCCCCCCAGCGCCAGCGGCCGGCCGGGUUCCAGCCCCCGCCACUCUCUUUUUCUCGUUUUUAGGAGUCAGAGCGUGUAACCGCCCUUGCCCACCCGGCUGCGGAAUAGGAAAUUGCCCCCGCACAUGGUUCUGAGCUUUAGGGUGUCGGAGCUCCAAGUGCUCCUGGGCUUCGCCGGGAGGAACAAGAGCGGGAGGAAGCACGAGCUGCUGGCCAAGGCGCUGCAGCUGCUCCGCUCCGGCUGCAGCCCGGCCGUGCAGAUGAAGAUCAAGGAGCUGUACCGCCGCAGGUUCCCCAGGAAAGCCCUGGCCCCCUCCGACCUCCCCGUGCUCCACGUCCCCCCGGGGCAGCUCCCCGCGGCCGCCGCGCUGCCUCCGAGCGCCGCCUGCCCCCUGCCCUACGAGCGCGGCGCGGCGCCGCUGCCGGCGGCCCUGCUGCCCCCGCUGCCCGCGCUGGGACCCAAGCGCGAGGCGGACGCCCCGCACCUGGCGCCGCCGGCCCACCCGGUGCACCCCGACGUGACCAUGAGGAGGCUGCCCUUCUACGACGUCUACGACGAGCUGAUAAAGCCCACCACGCUCGCGUCCACGAGCAGCCAGCGCUUCGAGGAGGCGCACUUCACCUUCGCGCUCACCCCGCAGCAGGUCCAGCAGAUCCUCUCCUCACGAGACCUCCUGCCGGGUGCCAAGUGUGAUUACACCGUCCAGGUGCAAUUAAGGUUCUGCCUGUGCGAGACCAGCUGUCCCCAGGAGGAUUACUUCCCUCCCAAUUUGUUCGUCAAGGUCAACGGCAAGCUCUGCCCCCUGCCCGGCUACCUCCCGCCCACGAAGAACGGGGCCGAGCCGAAGCGCCCGAGCCGCCCCGUCAACAUCACGCCCCUGGCGCGGCUCUCGGCCACCGUCCCCAACACGAUCGUCGUCAACUGGUCCGCGGAGUUCGGCCGGCACUACUCGCUGUCGGUGUACCUGGUGAAGCAGCUGACGUCGGUGACCCUGCUGCAGAAGCUGCGCGCCAAGGGCAUCCGCAACCCCGACCACUCGCGAGCCCUGAUCAAGGAAAAGCUGACGGCCGACCCCGACAGCGAGAUAGCCACGACCAGCUUGCGCGUCUCCCUCAUGUGCCCGCUGGGCAAGAUGAGGCUGGUGGUGCCCUGCCGAGCCACCACCUGCACCCACCUGCAGUGCUUCGACGCGGCGCUGUACCUCCAGAUGAACGAGAAGAAGCCCACCUGGACCUGCCCCGUGUGCGACAAGAAGGCCCCAUACGACAACCUGAUCAUCGACGGGUUGUUCAUGGAAAUCCUGAACUCCUGCACAGACUGCGACGAGAUCCAGUUCAUGGAGGACGGCUCCUGGUGCCCCAUGAGGCCCAGGAAGGAGAGCCAGGAGGUGUGCCAGCCGGCUGCCUUCAGUGGGAUCGAGGCCGCCUCCGUGUACACGGUGAGCCCCGAGGGCAAGAACCCCGUGGAAGGCAGGAGGAAGGUGGAGGUCAUCGAUCUCACCCUGGACAGCUCGUCCGACGAGGAGGAGCCACCCACCAAGAAGCAGCGCCCGGCCUCCGGCGGGGCUCUGCCCGCAGCGCCCGGCCCCAAGGGGGUGCUCAGCGUUGACCCCCGGCCGUCCUCCGUGCUCCGCAGCCCCCCCGCGGCCGCGCUCGGCAGCGACUACCUCCCCGGCCUCCCCGGCCACGAGUACCGCACGUCCUACCCAGCGCCGGCGGAGCUGCAAGGUCUGGAUUUGUUUUCCUUCCUUCAAAGUGAAAAUCAGCACUACAGCCCCUCCGUCAUCACCUCCCUGGACGAGCAGGACGCUCUCAGCCACUUCUUCCAGUACCGAGGCGCCUCCGGCCACUUCAUCAACAUGAGUCCCCUGGGCCCCGUGAUGGGGACGCCCCACGGCGCCGGCAGCCCGGCCGCCGGCCGCAUCAGCAGCAUCGUCUCCGCCGGUGCGCUGCGCGAGAGCCAUGGGCACGGCGGCACCGUGGGCGGCAGCGCCGCGCUCCCGGGCUGCCGGCCAGACAUCAUCUCCCUGGACUGACCCGCGCCGUGGCCGCCGUUCCUCUGCCGGGGCCGGGAGGCGAGGGCAGGCUUCCAGGAGCUGCCUUGGGGCUGGACGGACCCCACCACGCGCCCCGCUGGGGCUGCGGCUCCUCCCCAGUGCCCCCAGGGCUCGUGCCGGGGGCUGCCGGCGUGCCCGGUCCACGGCUGUAGCUGUGUGCACACUCCUUAGCACGCCGGGGGCUGGGGAGCACCCCUGGCCGGAGGUUAGCUGCCCCCCUGCCUUUAAGGAGGUGUUUUAAGGCCGUUUAUAUCCUGUAGGGUCCUGCUCCGUAGAGCUGGGGGUGAUGGCUCGCCUGUCCUCGCCCCGCUGGCCGCGAGCGCUGCAGCGUGUCCUGCCCUGCCCCGGCUGCGCCUCCGGCCCUGCUCCCCCCCGGUCCUGGAAGCAAAUCGAGCUCCUGCCGGGUGGAAGGAGGAGGAAGCAGGGGGGAGAAGCUCACCGCUGAGACGUAGCAGCCGUGGGGCUGAGCCACUGAGGGUUUGACGAAGGAACAGCCUGGGGGG
This is a messenger RNA of Cygnus olor (mute swan), 2634 nucleotides long. It is a transcript of the gene PIAS3, whose product is annotated as protein inhibitor of activated STAT 3. Gene Ontology annotation, molecular function: transcription coregulator activity; zinc ion binding; SUMO ligase activity. NCBI's taxonomy places the organism in Eukaryota, Metazoa, Chordata, Aves, Anseriformes, Anatidae. The record is from RefSeq and is a predicted model, not a curated record. The transcript is spliced from 14 exons. Gene Ontology annotation, biological process: regulation of transcription by RNA polymerase II; protein sumoylation. Bases 200 to 2110 code for a protein of 636 amino acids.